This is a messenger RNA of Racocetra fulgida, 1630 nucleotides long. Lineage: Eukaryota; Fungi; Glomeromycota; Glomeromycetes; Diversisporales; Gigasporaceae. The record is from the annotation of a GenBank genome assembly.
UGGUUGUGAGGCUCUUUUUGUUGGCUUUCAUAAAAAUAAGACUUUGGAAUCGAUGGUCCUUUCUUAUUGUGGCAUUGGCUUGGAAGGAAUCAACGCGAUAGCUGAAGCGUUGAGAUUAAAUCAGAGUUUACAAAAUCUUUCCCUUUACAAGAAUAGUAAUAUCGGUGCUGAUGGACAUUUAGUUUUGGCUAAAGCUUUGGAACAAAAUACAAAUUUAAAAAGGGUACAAUUAGACUACAAUUUCGAGGAUUGGGGGGCAGUCGGAAAUUUAAUACAAGGUUAUUUAACAAGAAAUAUUCUUCUUCAACAAGAAAAAUAUAAAGUAGCUUGUCGAAUUCUGAAAGCUGCUAGGAUUAUGUUAAACACUUCUGCAUACUGUACCACAACUAUCAACAAUUCUAUUCCUUUAGCAAUUUCUCGUCUUUCGCUUGACACUAAUCAAGUGCUUACUCAACAUCAAGCUAUCAUAAUUUUAAAUUGGUCGGUGAGGAAAGAUACUCUUGGAAAAAGCAUGGAAGAAUUUUUGACAAGGACUUUUGGUGCUUAUUAUCCGUUAACUAAUGAUGCAACAAAUGAGUUGGUUACUCUCGUUCCCGAAACUACUCCUGAAGAAUUAAAAACUGCCGCUGACACUGCUGCUGAGGCUUUCAAGACAUGGAGAAAAACUUCUAUUCUUUCACGGCAACGUAUCUUGUUAGAUCUUCAGCUUUUGAUCCGAGAACAUACUGACAAGCUUGCAAAAUCUAUCACUGAAGAACAAGGAAAAACCUUUGCCGACGCGAAGGGGGAUGUUUUGCGAGGGAGGCAAGUUGUUGAAACUGCUUGUGGUAUUACGAAUUUGCUUAUGGGCGAGCAAUUGGCAGUUGCUACUGACAUGGACACAUUUACAAUCCGGGAACCAUUGGGUGUUACUGCUGGAAUUUGCCCUUUUAACUUCCCUGCAAUGAUUCCAUUAUGGAUGUUUCCUUUAUCAAUUGCCGCGGGGAACACUAUGAUCAUUAAACCUUCAGAACGUGAUCCAGGUGCUGCAAUGAUUCUAGCCCAAUUGGCCAAAGAAGCUGGCGUACCAAAUGGUGUUCUCAAUAUUGUUCAUGGUUCUGUCGAUGCUGCACUGUCUACUGUUGUAUUUGUCGGUAAAGCAAAAGAAUGGUUACCAGAUAUCGUUGAACGUGCAAGUAAACUCAAAGUUUCGGGUGGAAUGGAACCUGACACAGAUCUUGGGCCUUUGAUCACACGUCAAGCUAAAGAACGCGUUGAAAAAUUAAUCCAGAGUGGUGUUGAUCAAGGUGCAGAAUUGAUAUUAGAUGGACGUAACCCAGCAGUUCCAGAAAAGUAUAAGAACGGAAACUUUGUCGUUUACGAUAUGGGUGCAUAUAUAGGACCAACUAUUUUGGCGGAUGUUAAACCUCAUAUGGAUUGUUACAAGGAGGAAAUAUUUGGUCCUGUUCUUAUUACUUUAAAUGCUGAUACUCUUGAUGAUGCUAUUAAAUUAAUCAAUGAUAAUCCUUAUGGAAAUGGCACUGCUAUUUUCACAAGUAAUGGAAGCAAUGCACGUUAUUUUACAACAUCCAUUGAAGUUGGGCAAAUUGGUGGUAUUUAUUCAUUUCUUUUCAUUUUUUCACCUUUUUAG